Molecule: messenger RNA, 4446 nt
Organism: Trichoplusia ni (cabbage looper)
Lineage: Eukaryota; Metazoa; Arthropoda; Insecta; Lepidoptera; Noctuidae
Gene: Sf3b1
Product: splicing factor 3B subunit 1-like
Exons: 21
Coding region: 152-4168 (1338 amino acids)
Biological process (GO): spliceosomal complex assembly
Cellular component (GO): catalytic step 2 spliceosome; U12-type spliceosomal complex; U2-type prespliceosome
Molecular function (GO): mRNA binding
Source: RefSeq, a predicted model, not a curated record
GGCAACAUCAUCCUAUCUUGAAGGAAGGCUAGGUUGUGGAUGGCUUGCUAAAUAAAAUCCACGAAUUUACAAAAGAUAUUGUGAAGAGCAUUUACGUGUUUGUACUCAGAUUUUGUGAUCGCUGAGCUUCUACUCUUUUGACAAAUGAAUAAUGGAUAAAAUUCCUAGAACUCACGAAGCUAUUGAAGCUCAGAUUAGAGAAAUCCAAUCAAAGAAGAAUGAACUGCCAGAAAAUGGUGCAAAUAAGGGAGUCUCUCUGGGUGAGACGUACUAUGAUAGUGACAUCUAUGACAACGCGGGAACGGGUGGGAAGUCCAGAUAUGAUGGUUAUGUGACAUCUAUUGCGGCUAAUGAUGAAGUAGAAGAUGAUGAUGUUGAAAAUGUACCAAUCACUCAGAAGAGAUCUAGUGGAUACACCGCUCCUGCUUCUCUGUUAAAUGAUAUUGCUCAGACUGAUAAAGAUUAUGACCCUUUUGCUGACAAAAGAAGGCCUACCAUCGCUGAUAGAGAAGAUGAGUAUCGUCAAAAAAGGCGAAGGAUGAUUAUAUCCCCAGAGAGAACUGACCCAUUUGCUGAAGGUGGAAAAACUCCUGAUGUAGGGUCCAGGACAUAUACAGAGAUUAUGAAAGAGCAAUACUUGCGGGCGGAAGAAACUGAGUUACGAAAAAAGUUGUUGGAGAGAGCUAGAGAAGGGACCUUGAAACCAGUAGCCCAGUCUAAUGGCGAAACAACAAAACCGGCUGCUAAGCGCAAGGGACGAUGGGAUCAGAGUUCUGAAGACACACCAGUGGCUAAGAAGACUGUUUCUGCUACACCAACUUCUCAAACAACUCCGUCAUGGGAUCAAGAGAGAGGUGCUUGGGAAGAAACCCCAAGUGCACCUGGCCGUGGUGGCGAAACCCCCGGCGCGACGCCCUCAGCCCGAGUGUGGGACGCCACUCCAGGACAUAUUACACCUGGUCAUGCUACACCUGGCAGAGAUACUCCCGCGCAGCACGCCUCUAGACGUAACCGGUGGGAUGAGACCCCUAAAACCGAUCGAGAGACUCCUGGACAUAACAGCGGCUGGGCUGAAACUCCUAGGACAGACCGCGGCACCGGUGUGGACACUAUUCAGGAGACGCCAACACCAGGCACUAAGCGCCGCUCGCGCUGGGACGAGACCCCGGGCGCUACGCCGGCCGCCGCCACGCCCACGCCUUCGCACGCUACGCCGUCUCAUGCUACACCGUCACACGCUACGCCCUCGCAUGCUACGCCUACUCCACAUACUCCGAUGUUUACUCCGGGAGGAUCUACACCAGUGGGAAUAAAAGCGAUGGCUAUGGCUACUCCAACUCCCGGGCACGUCGCCGCAAUGACACCAGAACAGCUGCAGGCCUAUCGUUGGGAGAAAGAAAUAGACGAGCGUAACAGACCCUACACUGAUGAGGAGUUAGAUGCCAUGUUCCCACCUGGGUACAAGGUUUUACCGCCCCCUGCCGGUUAUGUUCCGAUUCGGACCCCAGCCCGAAAGCUGACCGCAACUCCUACUCCACUGGGUGGUACCCCUAUCGGCUUUUUCAUGCAGACGGAGGAACUGGGAGGGUCGGCCGCGGCGGCUGCGCGCCUGCUCGACCCGCAGCCCAAGGGUAGCCAGCAACUGCCCUUCAUGAAACCAGAAGAUGCACAGUACUUUGAUAAACUGCUCAUUGACGUCGACGAGGACGCUCUCUCCCCGGAAGAACUAAAAGAGAGGAAAAUCAUGAAAUUGCUCCUGAAAAUAAAAAACGGUACACCACCAAUGUGCAAAGCUGCACUUCGUCAAAUAACGGACAAGGCUCGUGAGUUUGGCGCAGGACCAUUAUUUAAUCAAAUUCUUCCGCUACUUAUGAGCCCUACUCUGGAGGACCAGGAAAGACAUUUACUCGUCAAAGUUAUUGACAGGAUUCUGUAUAAGUUAGAUGAUCUUGUCCGUCCUUAUGUACAUAAGAUUUUAGUGGUUAUUGAACCUUUGCUGAUCGACGAAGAUUACUACGCGCGUGUUGAAGGUCGAGAAAUUAUAUCAAAUUUGGCUAAGGCUGCUGGUCUCGCGACUAUGAUCUCCACAAUGAGACCUGAUAUUGACAACAUAGACGAGUAUGUCCGUAACACAACUGCUAGAGCUUUUGCUGUUGUCGCGUCUGCUUUAGGUAUUCCAUCACUGCUACCAUUCUUAAAGGCCGUGUGCAGGUCGAAAAAAUCCUGGCAAGCUAGACACACUGGUAUAAAAAUUGUGCAGCAAAUCGCUAUCCUCAUGGGCUGUGCUAUACUACCGCAUUUGAAGUCUUUAGUAGAAAUUAUUGAACAUGGCUUAGUUGACGAACAACAGAAAGUUCGUACCAUCACGGCUUUGGCAAGUGCUGCUCUUGCGGAAGCUGCUACGCCGUACGGUAUCGAGUCGUUCGACUCCGUGCUCAAACCUCUCUGGAAGGGUAUCAGGACCCACAGAGGAAAGGGUCUGGCCGCCUUUCUUAAGGCCAUUGGUUAUCUCAUCCCACUUAUGGAUGCUGAAUAUGCCAACUACUAUACUCGUGAAGUGAUGCUUAUCCUAAUUCGUGAGUUCCAGUCUCCUGAUGAGGAAAUGAAGAAGAUUGUAUUGAAGGUAGUGAAACAGUGUUGCGGUACAGAUGGUGUGGAACCCCAGUACAUUAUGGAUGAGAUUCUACCACACUUCUUUAAACAUUUCUGGAACCAUCGCAUGGCUCUUGAUCGCCGUAAUUAUCGCCAACUCGUAGAUACCACAGUAGAAAUUGCUAAUAAAGUUGGAGCUUCAGAAAUCAUUAACAGGAUUGUAGAUGAUCUCAAAGAUGAUAAUGAGCAGUACAGAAAGAUGGUAAUGGAAUCUAUUGAAAAGAUUCUAGCUAAUUUAGGAGCAGCAGACAUCGAUUCGAAACUCGAGGAAGCUCUUAUUGACGGUAUACUGUACGCAUUCCAAGAACAGACAACUGAGGAUGUUGUAAUGUUAAACGGAUUCGGCACGAUCGUGAACCAGCUAGGGAAACGUGUGAAACCGUAUCUGCCACAGAUCUGCGGUAUCAUUUUAUGGCGCAUGAACAAUAAGUCUGCGAAGGUCCGUCAACAAGCCGCCGACCUUAUUUCACGUAUUGCUGUUGUUAUGAAGACGUGUCAGGAGGAAAAACUCAUGGGCCAUCUUGGCGUCGUACUUUACGAAUAUCUUGGUGAAGAAUAUCCAGAAGUACUUGGUUCUAUACUCGGGGCAUUGAAAGCUAUUGUGAAUGUCAUUGGUAUGACGAAAAUGACUCCACCCAUUAAAGAUCUCUUGCCAAGACUUACACCUAUUCUUAAGAACAGACACGAAAAAGUACAAGAGAAUUGUAUUGAUUUAGUUGGACGUAUUGCUGACAGAGGACCGGAGUUCGUCUCAGCAAGGGAGUGGAUGAGAAUAUGUUUCGAAUUGCUUGAGUUGUUAAAGGCACAUAAGAAAGCAAUCAGAAGAGCGACUGUAAACACGUUUGGUUACAUCGCUAAAGCGAUUGGACCUCAUGACGUAUUGGCGACUUUGCUCAACAACUUGAAAGUACAGGAGAGACAGAAUCGAGUUUGUACAACAGUGGCCAUCGCUAUAGUAGCUGAGACUUGCUCGCCAUUUACAGUAUUACCAGCCCUCAUGAACGAGUACAGAGUACCAGAAUUGAAUGUACAGAAUGGUGUACUCAAAUCAUUAUCAUUUUUGUUUGAAUAUAUUGGAGAAAUGGGCAAGGAUUACAUUUACGCGGUUUGUCCAUUGCUUGAAGACGCUCUUAUGGACAGGGAUCUGGUCCAUAGACAAACAGCUUGUGCGGCUAUAAAGCACAUGGCGCUGGGUGUGUACGGGUUCGGAUGUGAAGACGCUUUAGUGCAUCUACUGAAUCACGUGUGGCCCAACAUUUUUGAAACAUCGCCGCAUUUAGUUCAAGCCUUCAUGGACGCCGUGGAAGGAAUGAGAGUCGCGCUUGGUCCUGUUAAAAUCCUCCAGUAUGCACUCCAAGGCCUAUUCCACCCCGCAAGAAAAGUACGUGACGUCUAUUGGAAAAUUUAUAACACCUUGUAUAUUGGAGGGCAGGACGCGUUAGUUGCGGGAUAUCCCAGAAUACAAAACGAUCCAAAUAAUCACUACCUAAGAUAUGAACUAGAUUAUUUGCUCUAACUUUAUAUUUUUUGGAUGAUGAUAUGUCAUGGAAUAGAUUUUACUUGUUUCUAUUUAAAAAUCUUUCACCAUAGAACAUGAGCCACUACUAAUAACAACAAUAUUGAUAAUAAUAUUUGUUUUCGUGUGUGCAUAGUAUUGUCAAAGUAUAGGUCCAUAAGACAUCAAUCCAUUAGUAAUUAAAUAAUACAAAUGUAAGUAUGGCUUUUGCUCUAAGAAAGAACUCCAUUUAUUCGAAGUAAACCAGGUGUUCAGUUAAUAAAAAGGCAUUAUAAUUA